Botrytis fragariae is the source of this 198-nucleotide messenger RNA. RefSeq lists its product as uncharacterized. The record is from RefSeq and is a predicted model, not a curated record. NCBI's taxonomy places the organism in Eukaryota, Fungi, Ascomycota, Leotiomycetes, Helotiales, Sclerotiniaceae. Bases 1 to 198 code for a protein of 65 amino acids. The transcript has a single exon.
AUGGCGGCUACCAGUGGUCGCGAACAAAGAGACGAUCGUAGUACUAAUGGCACAGAUGCCAGUCGUCACAGCUUUUAUGAAAACAACAGCGCUGAUGACAAACGCGAGAGCUAUAAUGCCAGAUACGAUACUAGUGAUCACCCCGGAAACGGGGAGCGGAACCUUUACGAAUCUAGAGACCGUGAGCAAGGGAAGUAG